Lottia gigantea (owl limpet) is the source of this 1378-nucleotide messenger RNA. RefSeq lists its product as hypothetical. Lineage: Eukaryota; Metazoa; Mollusca; Gastropoda; Lottiidae. The record is from RefSeq and is a predicted model, not a curated record. The transcript is spliced from 2 exons. Bases 1 to 564 code for a protein of 187 amino acids. Gene Ontology annotation, molecular function: calcium ion binding.
AUGGGCAACAGAACAGCAAAGGCUCCAGGUCCACAAAGUCUUUCCGAUUUUGUGAAAAAAAAAGAAUUUACCCAGGAAGAGCUAAAAGAAUGGUCAGAGAUAUUUAAGCGUCAUAGUGGCAAUAAAGAAUAUUUGACGGAGGACGAAUUCACAGAGGUAUACGGAAUGGCUUUUACUGGAGAUCCCAGACCUUUUAUCAAGCAUAUGUUCCGUAGUUUUGACAGUAACAGAGAUGGUGUGGUUGAUUACAAGGAAUUUUUAACUGGAAUCGGAUGUAGUACUAGCGAAGAUACAAAAACGAAGCUUAGCUGGGCGUUUCAAAUGUACGAUGUCGACGGGGACGGUCUCAUUACAAAACAUGAAAUUAUCAGCAUAAUUCGGGCGAUGCAAUGCAUGAUUAACCAACAUCCAACUGAUGAAGAAAUCCAACAAACAGUCAAUGACAUAUUUCGAAAUCUGGAUAGAAAUAAUGACUCUCAGAUCAGUUGGGAUGAAUUUUAUAAAGGUGUUCAGAAAGAUCCUAAACUUUUAGAAGUGCUUGAUUGCGAACCGCAGACUGUAUAAAACAGAUAGUGUAAAAUAAUAUAACAUGUAUAAAUUAACGUGAACAACUAGUACUAAUGGGAUACGGUCCUCUAGAUGGCUCACCACUUUAAGGUUGUUAAUGCAUCACUCUAGCUUACCUUGAGAUUUGUUGAGUUGAAUUGAAUACUUAAAUAACUUUAACCCAUUUUCUUCACGUUAGUUGAUUAAAUCUUUAGCAUUAGGCCUACUAGGUUCAACAAGUAAAAAAGACUACGUGGCUUUUUGUACUAAAUUGACGAAUAGUUUGACAAGUGUUUGAUAACUAUAUACCUUUCAGUGUUACAGAAUUCUGAAUCAUUAUUUCAAUGAAAAAGUAUUUAUAUGGUGCAGUUUAUUGGUUGUCAAAUACAUUAAGUUGAGUGCAACAAAAAUUUGCAGUUAAAAGUAGUUUUUUCCUCUUUUUCAAAUGAAAUAUUUAAAUAUCUAAGUUAAAAUAUUUCGCCUAUGUCUUGUUUUUAAUGAGAUAUCUAUAUGCUCUGCCUAAUCAACUAAAUUGAAUUUAAUAGUUAUCAACAACAGGAUCAAACUAAUAAAAUAUCCAAAAAAUAUCUGAUCCAAAAAGAAAUUGACCUCUUUCCUGUAACCGUAUCUUUUAGUUGAUGUAUGUGACAUUACCAUCUUGUAAAUAAAGUGUCUUGAAAUUAUUUGCCGAAUUAGUUAAGUCACAAAUCCUAUGGUACGAGUGAAUGCUAGCGCAUUAUUUCCAACCAGAUAAGCAUAGAAUAUCUGUUAGAUGACUAGCUAUUUUCUUUCAUAUUGAUAGAAAGGUUAAAUAAAAUCGAUAUCAAAUUAA